This is a messenger RNA of Phascolarctos cinereus (koala), 2556 nucleotides long. RefSeq names its product beta-1,3-galactosyltransferase 2-like. Gene Ontology annotation, biological process: protein O-linked glycosylation. Gene Ontology annotation, molecular function: N-acetyl-beta-D-glucosaminide beta-(1,3)-galactosyltransferase activity. Lineage: Eukaryota; Metazoa; Chordata; Mammalia; Diprotodontia; Phascolarctidae. Gene Ontology annotation, cellular component: Golgi membrane. The record is from RefSeq and is a predicted model, not a curated record.
CUGACCAGGUGUCUGGCAUUCCCUCUGAGUUGUCUUCCUGUGCCACUGCAUCCCAGGACGCAGCCAGAGAAGAGGGACGUUGGUACCAUGAAGCUAUUAAGGCGAAGGCUGGUGCUCGGAGCUCUGCUGGGCACAGUUUUCUUGGGGUUGCUGGUGGGUCAGCUGCUAGAAUCCUGGACGUCUUCAAUGAAUCUGAGGCCUCCAUCCCCAAGGAUCUCUUUGAGGAAGUUUGAGUGGCAGGCUCGGACACCACACCCCUUGGACCUGAAUUAUCCUUAUCCCUACCCCUUCCUGAUCAACCAUCCUGACAAGUGUAAAGGUCCCAAAGGUGCCCCCUUCCUGCUCAUGCUGGUGAUGACCCAGCCCCAGGAGGUGGGGGUGCGCCAAGUCAUCCGGGAAACAUGGGGCAACGAAACCUUGGUGCCCAAUGUGGCCAUCUGUCGUGUCUUUGUUCUUGGCCUGCCCCAACCCCUCUUUGCUCAAGAAAUUCAGGCCCUCCUGGAGGAGGAGGACAAGGAGCAUGGCGAUAUCCUUCAGGUGGGCUUCCUGGAUACAUACCGCAACUUGACUCUCAAGGUCCUCAUGGGGCUGGAAUGGAUGGCCCAGUACUGUCCCACUGCCCACUAUGUGCUCAAGGUGGACAGUGACGUCUUCUUAAACCCCAGCUUCCUAGUACAUCAGGUGCUGCAUCCUGAGAGACCCACACAGCUGAACUUUAUCACAGGUUACAUCUACCUUGACUCAGAACCCCAACGGAGCUUGGAUGACAAGUGGUACAUGCCACCUGAGCUGUAUCCCCAAGACAAGUACCCUGUAUACUGUGCCGGCCCAGGCUAUGUGCUGUCUGCCUCCCUGGCCAUUAGGAUCCUGGCUAUGGCCCAGAGAGUCAAGGCCAUCUACUUGGAGGAUGUGUUUAUUGGAUUGUGCAUCCAGGAGCUGGGGAUAAAACCCACACCUGCCCCUCCUGAUGCUUUUUUGAUCAUCCGGCAGGAAUAUGAACAUUGUGCCUUCCAUCAACUCGCCCUGGUUCACCAUUUCAAGCCCCAGGAGUUGCUACAGUUAUGGCCAGACUUCCAGACAGUCAAUGACACUUGUCCCAUGGAAUGAGAGACUGACACAUACUCCCUUUCCCCUCAGUCUGGUCAGACAGAGAGAAUAGUCACUGGCCUUGACCCUGAACAUUUUCCAGAAUUUGCCUUUGGGAUGUGUAAGACCCUGGAUUCCCUGGAUCUGAGUGCCAAUUCAGACCCUCCCCCCAGUCAUGCUCACUUGGCAUACUCUUCAGCAUUCCCAGAGUCUGCUUGCAUACCUUGAUGGGGAAGCUCAGAGUUGUGCUUUGGGAUGCCACAACUCUACUGCCCCAGACAAGAUGAUCCAAGGUACCCUGUGUGUCUGUAUCACAGCUUACAAGGCCCAUAGCUUAUAAGCCCUCUCCAAUUACCUCAACUAGUCAAUCAAAGGACAUGAUUCAAAUCAAAGCUAUUUAAUGAUACAGAAUAGUAAGAAACUAGCAAUAAAAAAUUUCCCUCCAAAACCCUGAUACUCUUAAGGAACACAUGCGGAAAGGCAGACGCGUAGGAAAGGUGUGUGUGGCCAGGGCACAUGUGUGGAAGGGCAAUUCAUCUCUCUAGUGUGACAGGGCUAAUGAUGUCCCUGAUGACAUCAUCGAGUUAGUUCUAUUGAGUUUGCUCCUCGCUGCGCACAUACAGUCUCAGCUAUGUGUUGCUUCUGGCUGACCUCAAAUGACUACUUUUCUGGUAGUUCUCCUGGUCUCAAGGUCUCAGCUCUCUGCUGCUAGGCAUGAUUCCAUUGGGUGUGAGAUCAUGGAGCUUCUGACUUUAUCUGAAAUUCUCAGCUUGGGUGCUAUCUCUUGUUUCUAGGAGACUGAAUAGGCUCUGCUACUAUCUAAGACAUCUCUUUUAGCAGAAGACUGAAGCCAUCCAGUCAUUCGACUUGAGAAACAAAUUCUUAACAGUUUUUCCCCCUCUCUUCAGGAAGGUCUAGCAGUUUCUCAGAGACUUAGCUGGAAUGGUCAUUUCCUCUCCAGGAGAGUCCUUGCCCCAGGCAUUAAACUCUGAAAUAUGGAGCAGUCACAGAUAAUUAGUGCCCUCAGGCAGAAAUCUGCUUUUGAACAGUAUAUCCUGGUCACUGAGAUCUGCAACUAUAUAUACAUCCAGAAGCAAAACUUCAGCAGAAUUUAAUCUCACCCUAGGUCAGCAUAGACCUUUCCCUUCAGAUAUAAUUCUGGGUAUGAGGAGUCAGUAUGGUACAUAGAAAGAACUAGGGAUUUGGAUUGAGAAGACAUGGAUUGGAAUCCAAGCUCAGGUCUUUACUACCAGUGUGACGUUGGCAAGUCAUUUGCAUGCCCUCUCUGGGCCUCAGUUUCCCCAUAUGUUAAGUAGUGGAAUUGAAGUAGAGGAUCUCUAAACUCUCUUCCAGCUCUAAAUCCCAUAAUCCCAUGACUUUCCCAGCUCCUCUAUUCAGUAGGUGGUUAAUAAAUAUUUGUUGAACGAUAAGAGUCUCUCUGACUGGGAAUCAGGAGACCUGGGUUCUAAA